Messenger RNA from Tigriopus californicus, 1301 nucleotides. RefSeq lists its product as uncharacterized. Lineage: Eukaryota; Metazoa; Arthropoda; Copepoda; Harpacticoida; Harpacticidae. Gene Ontology annotation, molecular function: chitin binding. The coding region runs from base 167 to 1237 and encodes 356 amino acids. The record is from RefSeq and is a predicted model, not a curated record. The transcript is spliced from 7 exons.
ACCUGUUGGUUCGGUAGUCUAUCGGUUUAGACCACUCAAGGUCGGCGGUCGGUGGUCGGCGAUGGGUGUUUGGUAGGCCUGGCAGUCCACGUCAAGUGGUUCGUCGGAAGUAGGUCGCUUUUGUUGUCACAUUUGCUUGGAAAGUUGGACAGAAUCAGGUCACAAGAUGGCCUCUGUCAGAGUUUGGCAGUUCUUUCUUUUCAUGGUGAUCCAUUCCUUAUUACUGUGUUCAUUCGUGAAGGCUCAAGAUGACACUCGAGCGGAUGACCGCUGUGGCCCAAAUAAUCUAGCACCCAAUGGCGAACCCGCCAAGUGCAAAAACAUUCCACCAUUUCCCACUUGCUGCCAAAACAACGGCCAUUGUGGAUGGGAUUGCGAUGGGAUUGCCACCAAUGACGAUAUCAAGACCGGUGCGUUGCCCAAGCCGGUGAUUGAGGCUGCUCCUAAACCAGUGUACGUGAGCAACGGAAAAUACCGAUCUGACGGCAAAUGCGGUCCCACCAACCCCCUUGAAGAUGGAAUCACUCCCGCAGAAUGUGAUCCCAACUCCGGUUAUUAUUGCUGCUCGGCCCAUGGGUUUUGUGGAUCCGAAGAGGAACACUGCUAUUGUGAUACUUGCGUGAACUACAGACCUAUUAAGAUUGACGGAAAAGUUCGCUCCGAUCGCCGCUGUGGAACAGGGUUUCCAUUGGAAGAUGGCACUCCAGCGGAAUGUAAUCCAAACAGUGAGAACCCUUGCUGUUCCAAAUGGGGUUAUUGUGGACCUGGAGACAGUCAUUGUUCCUGCCCUGAGUGUAUUGAUUAUCGAUCUGGUGGUGGAAUCAAUUUCCAAAAAGAGACUAUAAUUCCAUUUGACACCUCGAAAGUUCGUUCAGACAGACGUUGUGGAGCCAAGUUUCCACUGAAGGACGGAUCUGCCUCAGAAUGUGAUCCCAAUAGUCCAAAUCCGUGUUGUUCACAAUGGAACUUUUGUGGACCCGGCUCAGACCAUUGCGAUUGCCCUACCUGUGUGGACUAUCGUUCUGCAGAGCAGAAAGUUCAAGAGGAUUUUGUGGGCAAGGUCCGGAAAGAUCGGCGAUGUGGCAAGGAUUUUCCAUUGCCCAAUUCUUCGGAACCUUCAGAAUGCGAUCCACAAUCAGAAAACUUCUGUUGCUCCAAAUGGGGUUUCUGUGGAUUUGACGCCGACCACUGCGGCUGUCCUGAGUGUGUCAAUUACCAGAACCUAUCCAAGAAAUGAUUGAUGAUCCAAGAAAAAUAAAGAAGCCUCUUUGAUGAAGCAUAAAGACAUGAGACAAAGAACC